Messenger RNA from Ilex paraguariensis (yerba mate), 357 nucleotides. The record is from the annotation of a GenBank genome assembly. Lineage: Eukaryota; Viridiplantae; Streptophyta; Magnoliopsida; Aquifoliales; Aquifoliaceae.
AGUAAGACUGUAAGAGAGAGAUUAAUCAAUAUAAGAGGGUGGAGAAAGAGAGGAGAUGAAGAUUGGAGGAAGAACGCAGACGCACAUAAAAUGAGUCCAGAAGAAGUGAAAAGAGCAGGAGUGGAGGAGUCCAAGGGGCCAUCAGGGCACAAUAAGCUUGGUGGUAUGAGAAGAAGAUUACCCUACAGCCCUAAGACCAUGGCUCUCGGCGGUGUUCUCAUCGUCGCCACUGUCGGCUACUUCACCUUAUACGCCAAGAAAAAGCGCGAAGCCAGGGACCAAGAUGUUGGCAGAGUAACCACCAGUGGCACCCAGUCGGAGGACAGCCGUCCCGGCAAGUAGGGUGUGUAUGUAAAA